Molecule: messenger RNA, 1804 nt
Organism: Malus domestica (apple)
Lineage: Eukaryota; Viridiplantae; Streptophyta; Magnoliopsida; Rosales; Rosaceae
Product: tRNA (cytosine(38)-C(5))-methyltransferase 2
Cellular component (GO): nucleus
Molecular function (GO): methyltransferase activity
Source: RefSeq, a predicted model, not a curated record
AACGGCAUGUCGUUUGCGCUUGAAAGCUUAUAACGUAUUAACAGUUGAGGUCUUUCAACCCGCAGGACGACGCUAAUGGCGAAGGGUUUAGAGCAGCAGGAACUGGAAGAGCAGCCAUGGCGGGUCCUCGAGUUCUACAGCGGCAUUGGCGGCAUGAGGUACUCGCUCAUGAAGGCAGGAGUGAACGCCGAAGUCGUGGAAGCGUUCGACAUCAACGACACCGCCAAUGACGUUUACGAGCACAAUUUCGGCCACCGUCCCUAUCAGGGUAAUAUUCAGAGUCUUACUGCUGCUGAUCUCGACCGUUAUCAGGCAGAUGCAUGGCUUCUUUCUCCUCCUUGCCAACCUUACACUCGACAAGGUCUUCAGAAGCAAUCCGGUGAUGCUCGGGCAUUUUCAUUUCUCAACAUUCUUGAGUUGAUACCACACACAUCUCGACCUCCAAUGAUGUUAUUUGUGGAAAAUGUUGUCGGAUUUGAGACAUCUGAUACGCAUACAAAAAUGAUAGAGAUAUUGGGAAGAACAAAUUUUGUUACACAGGAGUUCAUAUUGAGUCCGUUACAGUUUGAUGUACCGUAUUCCAGGCCACGCUAUUUUUGCCUGGCAAAGAGGAAACCUUCAACCUUUCAUAAUCAAGUUUUCGAUAAUCAGCUUCUUCACUCGCUAGGGCCAUUAUUUGGGGAUACAAAUGCCGAUGAGACAGUGCUCUGUGAACUUGAUAAACCACAAAAGAGCCAGGAUAAGUUACUUGAAUCUUGUGAGCCUAUAGAAAGCUUUCUUGAAUUCAAGAAUUGUAGUGACCAAUCGGAUUCCAAUUUUGUGGACACCACUACUAGUUCUACAGAUACUGAUGGAAUAUUGGAGAAAGAUGAAGGGAAUGGAUAUUGUAGCGGCAUCGUUGAUCAGUACAUUGUUCCAUUAAGCUUGAUAGAGAGGUGGGGAAGUGCCAUGGAUAUUGUCUAUCCUGAUUCAAAACGAUGUUGUUGUUUUACAAAAAGUUACCAUCGAUAUGUGAAGGGUACAGGCUCCCUUUUGGCAACUCUGCAGCCAAAGAAUAAGGAUAAAACAUCUUCAUUGAAGGAGCAGCACCUUAGAUACUUUUCCCCAAGGGAGGUUGCUAAUUUGCAUUCUCUCCCGGAAGAAUUUCAGUUUCCACAACAGAUAAGCCUCAGGCAGCGUUAUGCAUUACUGGGGAACAGUUUGAGUAUAGCAGUGGUUGCUCCUUUACUCAAAUACUUAUUUGCCGGAUCAUCAUGAUUAUUCUAAGACACCCCAAUUUAGUAACUGCAGCUCUCACCUUCAGCUAUACGUUUGGCUCACUAUAUCAACCAAUAAGCUUAAACUUCUCUUUGGCUCACUGUAUCAACCAAUAAGCUUAAACUUCUCUUCCCGGAUAUCUCUGCGAACUCUAACAUGUGAGGCAUGGACUCUGUGGAUUCGAGAUAAACAACUUGAACUUAUCGAUAAGAGGUUUUCUGAAGCUGUAAGGUGCUUGUAUGUGGGGCUUUUACGUGUGCAAAGAGUAACUCAACCAAGCAUGUCAUCUGUAGUUCUACACUGAGCGAAGUGUCCCUGAAUCACAAUCAAGGAUGCAUCAAUGUUCAGCAAAUACUUUCAGCACUACGUUGAUGGAACCUUCGUAGAUCAUCACUCCGGUGCUCGUUAAUCCUUCCGCCUACGGUCCACCAUCACAAAACAUGUUCGGCAGUAGGUUGACAUGAACCUUGUAAUCUUAUUUGGGAAACAGACAUGAGAUUAUAAGUUUGCAAGAAAGAUAGUUUUGAAUUAUAGUUUUGAAUUAUAA